AUGCCACCUCGGUCGACCUUUAGCUUGUCGUGUCCAUGUGACGCGAAUCUCGGCGUCGGGAUCAACUUUCACGUGUCGGAUUUCUUGCGAACAAGCACAUUUGGCGACCACACUGACCCCGAAAGCGGCCAAAUGUCGCAAAAACCAGCCAUUAAGCGCUACGAGCUCGGCGCUACGCUAUCGCCGCGCCGGUUGCGCACGCGCAGCACACGCGAGCAGGGCCUCUCGCUCGCACAUCCUCAGCACUGUGGGAAAAGACGGCAGGUGUUAUGCGGGAUCGUGAACAACCACGCAUUACCAUUCACAUUAUUCAACAAUAAA
Brenthis ino (lesser marbled fritillary) is the source of this 321-nucleotide messenger RNA. NCBI's taxonomy places the organism in Eukaryota, Metazoa, Arthropoda, Insecta, Lepidoptera, Nymphalidae. The record is from the annotation of a GenBank genome assembly.